CUCUCCCUCUCUCUCUCUCUCUCUCUCUCUCUCUCUCUCUCCUGAAUCAAUAAUUCACCUAAAAAAGAAAAACCAAGAACAAGCUAGGGUUUUGGAUUCUCCCUUUUUUUUCCCCAUUUAUUUUACGAAAUCGAUGUUAUGCUCGCUGUUGAAGCGCGGAAUAGGGCAUCUGUGCAGAUACGCGUUGAGGUUUCUUGACAGGUCGAUUUCGCGAGUAAUGGGCUGCUUCUUCGGUUGCUUUCGGGUCAAGGACGAUCGCCACCUUCGCUCUCGGCCUCACCUUGUUUCUCAGUCCUCUCGUAACCCCCAGACGGAAGUUGUGAUAUCUCAAAACCGUUUGUCUUCUCUAUUUUUAGCUGAAGAGAAAGAAGGUUCUCCAAUCAAAGAUAGGGAAAGUGCUUCUUAUGUGUCUCCACAAAUUGACAAGGAGCGCAGGAAUGAGGCCAAGUUUCUUAAAGCUUGUGGCACCAUAGCUGAAACACCAGCUGAAAUUCGUAAAGUGUCUUCAAGGUUGAAUGGCUCACCCCAUCGUGAUAGAGAUUCAGAGCCUCCAAAAUUCAACUCACAGCUUCCAAACACAUCCAUUAAAAAUCUUCAGCAAGAGUUGGAUCAACCAGAUCAGCCCCCUACGCCUAUGAAGUUCAAUGAAGAGUGGGGAAAGGGUUCAGGUCCUUCUGAGCAAACGCCUAGCAGUUUUGUAUCGAACCAACAGAAUAAUGGUAGGACCACAAUCAGCUCUUCUGGAGGCAGCGGAAUAGGUACUGAUUCAACAGUCAAGAGUCAUACUAAUCGGACUGAGAAUAUUACAACUCCAGAUGUCCAGUUCAGAAGCAAGGCUGUUCGCUUUGAUUGCAAUAAUGAUACAAAUUCCUCCAGAGGUUCUUCAUCCGAAAAUUAUAACCAGAGUUUCAAAGUAUGUGAAACUCCAGGAAAACAGAGCAUAUCAAAGCCUUCAGUUUAUCCAACCCCACUAACCCUUUCUGAUGAGAUGCAGACACCAGGAACCGUUUUCCCUGCAAACCCGGAAAACUUUCCAAAUGGAAAGGCUCGAAUCAGGUCCCAGUACGUGUAUUCAGUGCAAAACCCUGGAGACGGCAUCUCUCAACAGAAUGUACUGAAAGACGAAGAUCCUAACUCACAUGGACUUUCUGUUGAGCAAAGAGAAUCUCUUAACCACUGGGGAAAUGCAACUCCUAUAUCAAAAGAGCGGGCGAAACAAAUUUCAUCUGGACAAGAGGUCAAUGUGGAAUCAAGUUUGUGCACCUGGUUGAAGCCAGUAACUCAAGAUAACAACAAUCAGUUUGGUUAUGUUCCCAGCCAAACUCGUCAUUUUGGAAGAACUCCUGGGGACAGGCCUAUCAUUGGACUUGUUGCUACUCACUGGAACGAAGAUAAGCCUACUCGUGUCUCACCCAAGUGGUGGGAUGGGAACGGAAUUCCAAACUCAACAAAUAAAUACAAGGAGGAUCAGAAAGUGAGUUGGCACGCAACUCCAUUUGAAGAAAGAUUGGAAAAGGCAUUGUCCGAAGAGAGUUUCAUCUCUCAGAGAAAAAAUAUUGAGGGGAAGCCGAUUGUUUUUGACGAGAAUGAUGAGAGCGAUACAGCCCUUUCUCAGUUGCAAUCUUCAUCGCAGCCGAAAUCAGUGGUUUCGUUCUGAUGACAGUGGUGGUGUUAUCCCAUUUUGUUGCUUGCUCCACAAGAUACUUGUUGUGGUGAGAAAAAUGAGCUCUUUAGAAAAACCCUAGAUUUGAAGUUUGUUGGAUACAUGGUGAAAUUGGUAAUUGGCUUUUGCAUCAAAAAGCCAAUGAAGUGGAUUCUGGAAAGUUUUAUUACUGUGUCAACAUAGUCAUGCUAUGGCAGCAUACUGAACUGCUUAUAAUGUGUACAGAGGUAUUGGAAAUUUCUCUCAAAAUUCUGUGAGGUUCUUAA
Molecule: messenger RNA, 1929 nt
Organism: Pyrus x bretschneideri (Chinese white pear)
Lineage: Eukaryota; Viridiplantae; Streptophyta; Magnoliopsida; Rosales; Rosaceae
Product: protein JASON
Exons: 7
Coding region: 134-1657 (507 amino acids)
Biological process (GO): male meiosis II
Source: RefSeq, a predicted model, not a curated record